Messenger RNA from Leptinotarsa decemlineata (Colorado potato beetle), 1087 nucleotides. RefSeq names its product luciferin sulfotransferase. Gene Ontology annotation, molecular function: sulfotransferase activity. The record is from RefSeq and is a predicted model, not a curated record. Lineage: Eukaryota; Metazoa; Arthropoda; Insecta; Coleoptera; Chrysomelidae.
CUUUCCUAUUCGAGCAGAUAUAUCAUUGAAAAUAUGGUGAUAAUAAAUAAUAAUUCUGAGGAUGCCGAGUUUGAUGAGAUAUUGGAAAGAGAUUUUACUAGUGUUUUUCGGAACGGGUACAUCACAGUAGAGGGGGUAACAAUGCCGAAAAGAUUUGAGGAUUUGAAAAACAACAUCCGCAAUUGGAAUGUGAGGGAAGAUGAUGUGUGGAUUUGUAGUUUCCCAAAAACAGGAACUACUUGGACGCAGGAAAUGGUCUGGAUGAUAACGAAUAAUCUGGACUUUGUUGGCGGCCAAGCAAAUUUGGGACACAGGUCACCUUUUUUAGAGGUUUCAGCACUGUUCGACUAUAGGGAGUUCAAAAAAGAAAACCAGGAUUUUCAACCACCUCCAUUUUUAGAUGACUCUUUGGAGUUUGUUAAACACCAGAGUCUAAAAGGUCCCCUAUGCCUCAAAACACAUCUUCCUUGGGCGUUGUUACCCAAAGAAAUUCAAGAUAAUACCAAAAGUCCGAAGAUAAUUUACGUAACCAGAAAUCCCAAAGACACCUGCAUUUCGUACUUCAAUCAUUCCAGAUUGAUGGAAGGAUAUAGAGGAAAUUUUGAGGAUUAUUGUAGAUUGUUCUUAGCAGGAAAAUUACCUUUCGCUCCAUUCUGGAAUCAUGUCCUACCUUUCUGGGAGAGAAGAAACCAGCCAAACAUUCUCUUCCUGAAGUACGAGGAAAUGGUCAAAGAUCUACCUGCAAUCAUAAGAAAAGUCGCGGAGUUCCUGGAAAAACCUCUGUCUGAUGACCAGGUCGAGGUCCUCAGCAGUCAUCUUAGUUUCGAAAGCAUGAAAAAGAACCCGGCUGUCAAUUACGAAAUGGUGGUAUCCCUAAACAGAAAGUACAACCUGAUACACUGCGAAGGAAGUUUCAUGAGAUCGGGAAAAGUGGGGGAUUACAAGGCUAAGAUGUCGCCUGAGGUUAUCUGCAAGUUUGAUGAGUGGACAAAGGAGCAUACGGAAGGAUUGGAUUUAUUCGACUAGGACUCCAGACUUUUGUACUUCAUUCAUACUCAAAUAAAGGCUAUUUUUAUUUUUGGUAAUG